GUUUGGGCUUGAGAUCUAAACAAGUUUUCUAAGCCGGUGGAGUCUUGUCUUCCAUCGCUGACUUCGGAGAACAUUUAAAGAGUUGGCAGAGGCUACGCUCUCUCGAGAGUGGGGGUUACUGAGGCUCAGGGAGCCACACAGCGUCCUGUCCAGCCCUCCUCGACAAACAGCGCUCCUGUAAUUGCGUUUCAGGCGACCUUGAGCUCCGAGUGACUCCUGGCCUGUUAUGAGUUCCGGCCUGCAGUUCCAUUUGCCCAGGAAGGACCAUGGCCCAUGCUGUCUUGAUUCCUGGGCUGUCUCGAGGUUCUGUGGGAGCCAUCUGCACUCAGGCUGCUUCGUGGGGAUUGACUCCCAGCACUUUGCGUCACCUUACCCUAGCCAGCUUAAUGAAAUCCAGAAGGAAAACUGACCACCUAGAGAGAACCGCCAGUGUCCUCCGCCGGGAGGUCGUGGCUGCAGCUAAGGUGUGUGAAAUCACUCACGAGUCUCCAUCAGUGAAGAGCCUCCGUUUGCUUGUUGCUGAUAAAGACUUUUCCUUUAAGGCUGGCCAGUGGGUUGAUUUCUUCAUCCCAGGAGUCUCAGUGGUUGGUGGGUUUUCAAUCUGUUCCAGUCCCCAACGGCUAGAACGAGAGAGGAUAAUAGAAUUGGCAGUGAAAUACACAGACCACCCUCCUGCUGUCUGGGUUCACAAUAAGUGCACACUUGACUCUGAAGUGGCUCUCAGAGUAGGUGGAGAGUUCUUCUUUGACCCUCAGCCCACAGAUGCCCCUCGAAACCUCGUCCUGAUUGCUGGAGGGGUUGGGAUUAACCCCCUGCUUUCUAUCCUGCGCCACUCGGCAGAUCUCCACCGAGACCACGCAGACAAAGGAAGUAGCUAUGAUAUAGGAACAAUAAAACUGUUCUACAGUGCAAAGAACACCAGCGAACUCCUGUUUAAGAAAGAUAUCCUCGACUUAGUACAUGAAUUUCCUGAAAAGAUUACUUGCAGUUUUCAUGUUACAAAACAGACGGCACAAAUCAGUGCGGAACUUAAGCCUUAUGUCACAGAUGGAAGAAUAACGGAAAAGGAGAUAAGAGAUCAUGUUUCAGCAGAGACUCUGUUCUAUGUCUGUGGCCCACCUCCAAUGACAGACUUUUUCUCUAAGCACCUGGAAAGCAGCCAUGUUCCCAAGGAACACAUCUGCUUUGAGAAGUGGUGGUAGGGAACGGGCACAGAGAACCUGCGGGCCGCUCCGGACAGUGAGGUUCUCAAGUAUCCAGCCCAAGACUAAAAGAAGAACCAGCAGCAGAGUUACAUGAGAAACUUCUUGCAGACUAUUUUUAACUAUAUUGAUUUUUCUUUCACUAAUACCUAUGUAAUUAUCUUAUGAUAUUCCAUCAUAUAGAAUUUCUGACCUCUAGGGAAAGACCAUACUCAAUCCAGUUUUAAUUAGAAGAUUGUUGAGCUGCUGGCAGGAUGAUAGUCUGAGAGCCAAAUUUAAGAUUGCCAUAAAGAAGGGUGUAGGGAAAGGUUUUCUAAAGGGAAAACCACAGGAAGGCCCACAAUAUCUACACAAACAAGCAAAAACUGGCCUGUUCUGCCAAGUUUAAGUGGUUAAAGCAACUCAGAACCAUCUGGGUUUCUCCAUAAAUGAGUUACAGAAGCUGAAAAAGCAGUCUCCAUAACAAGGAGAUGGUCACAGCUGUACAUUUCUGGGGGGUCCCCAAGCCAGGGUUGUUUCCUGAGACCCCAUCUUUCUGGAAUUUUGAGUCUAUGGCAAGCAGUCAUUAGAUGGAGGGAGGCCUAGAAAAUAAUGGAGUUUCUCUGGUUGGCCUUUACACCAUGAACUAAUUAAUACAGAUUUUUCUUUUGCCUUUAGGGGACAAAUUGGUCUACUUACAUUAACUAAAGGAAAAUGUGGGUUUUGUGUGAACUGUACACUUCUUUAAAUUGUUGGACAGAAGUUCAUAAAAUUUAUGUUUAGUGAAUUUAUAAUUUUUUUUCAAGACAAGGUUUCUCUGUGUAGUCCUGGCUAUCCUGGAACUCACUCUGUAGACCAGACU
Molecule: messenger RNA, 2043 nt
Organism: Grammomys surdaster
Lineage: Eukaryota; Metazoa; Chordata; Mammalia; Rodentia; Muridae
Gene: Oxnad1
Product: oxidoreductase NAD binding domain containing 1
Exons: 8
Coding region: 267-1202 (311 amino acids)
Cellular component (GO): mitochondrion
Molecular function (GO): oxidoreductase activity
Source: RefSeq, a predicted model, not a curated record